AUGCUAAUAUGUUUUCUGUUAGCGAUCGCAAGCGCUCUUGAAUGUCGGAACUUACGAAAAAAUCAAUUUAUCUGCGAGUUGCCCCCGAUCGAUCUUGAAACUCAAGAAUACGCAGGAUGCCCUCGCGAAGAGCAGCUCCGACUCCGCUGUGCCCCGCUAAAAGGCAUCAACUGUACAGAAGAUGGCGGCCAGGAGAAGCAAUUCAACGGGACCGUCUUUUCAGAGUCGAUUCAAGUCUUCGCUCCUUGUCGCUGGACAAAUAGAAAAUAUUACGCCACUGCCGUCGUUCUUAGCAUAUUUCUUGGUGUCUUUGGUAUAGAUCGUUUUUAUCUCGGAUAUCCUGUGAUUGGCCUUAUUAAAUUGUCAACAUGUGGAAUGGCUGGAAUCGGAGCAUUUAUCGACUUCAUCCUCAUUUUACUCCACUUUUUGGGACCUUCAGAUGGCAGCGCCCUCAUAGUCCCUUGGCACGGGUUUCGACCGAAUUAUAUAUCCGCAUCCUCGAAUGAAACAUACUUUGAGUCCUUUGACAUACUGUUUGACAAUAUUCUGUAG
Messenger RNA from Oikopleura dioica, 552 nucleotides. NCBI's taxonomy places the organism in Eukaryota, Metazoa, Chordata, Appendicularia, Copelata, Oikopleuridae. The record is from the annotation of a GenBank genome assembly.